Messenger RNA from Drosophila ananassae, 3490 nucleotides. RefSeq names its product adenylyl cyclase X E. The record is from RefSeq and is a predicted model, not a curated record. Gene Ontology annotation, biological process: adenylate cyclase-activating G protein-coupled receptor signaling pathway; intracellular signal transduction; cAMP biosynthetic process. The transcript has 12 exons. The coding region runs from base 85 to 3432 and encodes 1115 amino acids. Gene Ontology annotation, molecular function: adenylate cyclase activity. NCBI's taxonomy places the organism in Eukaryota, Metazoa, Arthropoda, Insecta, Diptera, Drosophilidae.
UGCCAGUAUUGUCAUCAUCCCUCGCAUACGAUUCCCUACAAUACAAUUCUACAUAUCUAAAACAUAAUUCUAGCUAGCCAAACUAUGAAUCAAUCUACGAGGGGAAGUAGCUGGAUUUGGUCAAAGAAAAAGCGGCGUAAGUCAUGUAAGCUACGCUUCAAUAGUGAGAGGCUGUGGGAACCGAACUAUCUGAAGGCGAAAUGUAAGGAGUUGGGACUGGAAGAGGAAUACUUAAGGUACCAGAUCCGUCUCAUGAUCAGUUACUUGCGCGUUUUCUUCGUUUUAAAUACAAUAGUAACUGCCACUCAUUGCUUCGUGAUUAUAUUUUUUACUAAUCACAAAACUUUACUUUAUAUCGAUUUACCAUUUUACAUAGUGCCCAAUAUUGCUAUGCUUCUUUGUUUAAGUAUCAAUUUAUUUGAGAACUUCGUCCAUCGGCAUAGAUGGGUUUUGGCAGCGAGUUCGAUUUUAGCUACAAUUAUUUCGGUAUCGUCAGAUAUUGCUCAGUGCGUUGUCCAUACAAAAUGGAGCUUGAACAACACUUUCGAUACAUAUAAUCUGUGCAUGAUUUACAUGUUCCUGCCAAUAACUUCAUUCAUGUUGGCCGCGUCCUUGGCGACGUCGGUGAGCGUGGUUUACAUAAUGUAUUUCCUAUGCAGCCUAGCAACUCGGCGCAUGUACAGCGCACAAAGGGAAAGAGAAUUCGCCCAGGCUAUGGUAGACGUCUUCCACUACCUUUGCUUCAAUAUGCUGGGAAUGUUCUUCCGCAUGAUGAACGAUACGCUCGUACGCUGCUCCUUUCUUGACCGCCACCAGUUCAUGAUGGAGGAGCUCUGGCUUCGGAACGCCCGCCGGCAGGAGUCGAUGCUGCUGAACUCUAUUCUGCCGCCACAGAUAGCCAAGUCGCUUCAGAAGUCCAUCAAGGAACGGAUCAAAGCAACCGAACACGGUUCUAUAAUUAACCGAGCCCAGAUGCACUUCUCGAGCCCCUUGGCUAUCCAGAUACACCCCGACGUCAGUAUCUUGUACGCGGAUGUAGUGAACUACACCUAUCUUACAACGACACUGAGAGUGGAAAAACUAGUGACGAUUCUCCAUGACCUCUAUGGCAGAUUCGACAUGGCGGCCUCAAUUUUUAAGGUGCAGCGCAUAAAGUUCCUGGGUGACUGCUACUAUUGUGUGGCAGGUCUACAUGAACCGGAUCCUGAUCAUGCCAUCUGUGCCGUCUCUCUGGGCAUAUCCAUGAUUGCGAAUAUCCAGGAAGUGAAGAAGCAACGGAACUUAAACAUUGAUAUGAGAAUUGGGGUCCACUCGGGAAAUCUAUUUGCAGGGGUUUUAGGUGUUGCAAAGUUGCAGCUUGACAUUUGGGGACCCGACGUGGAAAUUGCCAAUCACCUGGAGUCUACCGGCGAACCAGGCUAUGUACAUGUCAGUAGCAGGACUUUGGCCAGCUUAAACUUGGACGAUUAUACAGUUAUACCGGGCACUAUCAAAGCCCAAGAAGAUCCUGUGCUCCAGAAACAUCCCAUGAGUACAUACCUCAUUACCGGAGCGGCACAACGAGACUCGUACCAGCAGUCCAGGGAUCCACAUCCAGCUUCUAUGCUAGACAUCCAAUCCCGGCCAAAGCAGCAUAGCAGAAGCUCAAAGCAAUUGUCAACCACUGAAGAGUUGCAGAUGGAGUUUCGCAAUAUGCCGGUUGGAGGGUUCGACUGCAGCUACUGCUUGCCCAGCAAGCCAGGCCAAAAUAAAAAGAAGCAAACAAAGAAUGAUCUUGGGAUGUUUUGUGCCGCUUUCAAGGAUUCCAGAGUUGAAUGGGAUUUUCUACGUAGACCCGACUAUAUGCUUAAAUACUCCAUAUUGAUGGCCUGGUUUAUUGGAAACUGUUUGGUAUUCAUUCAGCUCGUGACUAACCGAAGAAACUGUCCCCCAUGCAUUUUGGUUGAUAUCUUAGCUUUCUUUUAUUUAACCGCACUUCUUUGCAUUUCUUGGUAUAAAAAGUACUGCCACUGGAUGUAUAGAAAUGAUGAAACAAGGCUGUAUGGCCCCUUUAGCUGCUUGGUUUUCCGUUUGUUUGAGGGGAUUCAGCAAAGUAUGUCAAGACGCCUUUUACUUUACUUGUCUAUAUUAGGCACAUACUUUUUGGUAGUAUUUUUGAUUGUGAUAAAUUGUGAAGCUGAUUUAUUCCAGUUGAGCUUCAUUGAAGCAAAACUAUAUAGGUAUGAAGUGAGUAGGGAUGUUUGCUUCCAUCCCUGGGCCUUCACCAACAUGAUGGCUCUGAUUCUUGGAACGAGCUACAUGUUCAGCAGGAUUUCUUUUUCGUUGAAAACGAUAAUAAGUCUGGUGGAGGUCAUUGUGUAUUUUAUAUUUAUAUUCCUUCAGUUCACAUAUGUAUUCCACCAUAGUGUGACUACGACUCCCUAUUUGAUAGCGGAAGUCGCCCAUGCGACGCGAAUAAUAGUCACAUUUGUGACGUUCUAUUUAAAAGAGAGGCAGGUGGAGUUCAACACAAAGACGAAUUUUAAACUUAAUAUAGACCUUCAAAAUAAGCAACAUGCAGCCGAUAUAACCAACCAGUCGAUUAUCAUUCUACUCAACAACAUUCUUCCCACCCACGUGGUCGAAGUGUAUCUGUCGAAUGUAGCCAAGCACCAACUCUAUUAUGAAAACUACUCAAUGGUCUCGGUCAUGUUCGCCUCGUUAAUCAAUUUUCAAAUGGAUUUGCCUGGUCUACGGAUAUUAAAUAACAUAGUCACCGAGUUCGAUAAAUUGCUUAGCGUCUACAAAGAAUACUUUGUGGUUGAAAAAAUCAAGAUCGUUGGAUGCACUUACAUGGCUGCUUGUGGAUUAGAUUUCAACCUGGUCGAAAAUAGCUCUAGGGGCCUAGGAGAAAUAUCUGAACGAUUGUCACGCCCGCCAACGCUUUCAGGUUCUAUACGAAGCGACGCAAGCCACGACGAGGUUGUGCUAGUUAUGGCGACCUUCGCCCUGGACCUUAUGCGAACCCUUUCAGUGUGCAAUAUGGCCUAUUCGGAAAUACCUACUGAACGUGGCUUUUCCCACGGAAAUAUCUGUAUCGGCAUCUCCAGUGGGGAGAUAAUGGCCGGAGUGGUGGGCGCCUCUCAGCCGCACUACGACAUAUGGGGCCACCCAGUGAACUUGGCUUCCCGAAUGCAGUCGACUGGCUUGGCCGGUCACAUCCAAGUGACCGAAGAAUCGGCAAAAAUUUUGUCUGGGUACGGCAUUAGCAGUACUUUUCGAGACUUGACCUAUGUUAAGGGAGUUGGCAAAAUUCCGACGUAUUUUGUGGAUAUCGACACGGGCUUUCAGUUUAUUUUCAUUCCUGGCCCUCCAUCGGAAAGGCGUGGUACAACUCUAGAUACAUUCUUUCUUGAGAGGAAAUCCACAGAGGAAGAGGAAUAUUUCCAAUAGGUCUAUUCAUUUACAUUUAUUUCACAUAAACCUUCCUAAACAAAUACAUAUAUAUUUU